AUCUCAGAGCUGCCAACACUAAAGAAUGGGCAGUCAACCAAACCGAACCAAAAUGUCAAUCUAUUUUCAGUCAAAGUGCUAACAGAGGAAGUUCCUCUCUAUUUCUUCUGUAGAAUUAUCUGAUCCAGGAAUCAAAAGGGGAUAAAGAAGUCAAUAGUUUUGUUCCACCAUGAGUUUGACCACUCGUCACAGAGCACUGCUCUGAACCACUCUUGUGUGAGCUCUGGGUCUUAAGGUGCGGUGAGGAAGUGUGACGCGAGGCAUGCAGCUAGCAGGAAGCAAGAAAGCUUUUCGGGGAACUCGGCACCAUUGAAACUAUGAAAAAGGCUGAAACGUUUUAAGAAGAAAUCUGAAAGGUGACGACACACAGCACUGACCAGAGAAGAUGCCUCCUCCUCCACCGCCCGCACCCCCUCCUCCCCCAACAUUUUCUGUGGCGAACACAGAAAAGCCUAAGUUAAACAAGUCUGAGGAAGUGGGAAGAGGUGCUCUUCUGGCAGACAUAGGCAAGGGAAAACUUCUGAAGAAAACCGUCACACAUGAUCGAAGUUCGCCAAUCUUAGAUGGACCGAAAGGAGGUGGAGGUGGCCGAGGAGGUGGUGGAGGUGGCCGAGGAGGAGGUGGAGGAGGUGGUGGUGGUGGUCCUUCAAGUUUAGGUGGAUUAUUUGCAGGAGGAAUGCCAAAGCUCAAGUCUGCAGGAAGCAGAGAGAGCUCAGGAGGAGGGAGAGCACCAAUUCUGCCUCCUGGUACGGGUUUCCCUACCCCCAGGCCCUUUGCAGGAAGCAAUGCUCCUCCACCUAGAGUUCCUGGGUCUUUCCCAAGAAGCAAUGAUAAUGAGCCACCAAAACAUAGAUUCCCUCCAUCAGGUCAACCAAAGUUUUCAAGGUCUGAUCUGGGGCCACCUCCGGUACCAAACACACCAAGGCCAUCAAAUUUUCAGUCCAGAGGUCCUCCACCUGUUCCAGGUGGAAACAGACCAACAUUACCUCCCACCCCCAGCAGGAUAGCUGAUGAUAGGCCUUCUCCAUCAAACCCUCCAUUUCCCAGUACAAACAGACCUCCGCUGCCUCCUGCUCCUAAUAGGAUGACAGAUGAUAGGCCCCUACCCCCACCUAUAGUAAACAGACCCUCACUCAGCAGGGAGGGCCCUCCACUUCCACCGCCACAAAAUCAUAAACCUCCUGUCCCUCAAACACCAAGGCCAGGUCCUUCAUUCCAGGGCCCUCCUCUACCACCACCAAACCGACCAGGACUGGCUCCGACUGCAGAUCACGACACACCAAGGCUUCCACAGCGGAAUUUGUCUCUCCACGUGCCUUCUCCAUCCUCGUCACCUGGACCAGUCCGGGCUGGCCCUCUCCCUCCACCUCCUUUUAAUGAGAGGCCGCCACCUCCUAUGAGAGAUCCUCCCAGCAUAUCAGGAUUUAAACCUCCACCGCCUCCUUCGAGCAGAAGCAGCCAGAAAGCACCAUCUGUCCCACAGCCACCAAAUAGGGGUGGUUUCCGACCCCCACUGCCCCCAGACCGAGGUGGGUCAGGGCCUCCCCCUCCCCCACCACCAAUGAGAAAUGGGUUUCAGGAAUCCUCACAGUCCAUGUGUGAAGAUGAAUGGGAAUGCAGGUUUUCUUUCCACUCCAUCUCUGAAUUCCCACCACCAGAACCUUAUUUAAACACCCAAAAGACGUAUCCUAGUAAACAAGGCAAGGUGGAAAGCAGAGAUUCGGGUAAGAGAGAACGAGGGGCUCCACCCCUUCCGCCUAUACCCAGGUGAAACGGACCUUGUUCUUCAGGACUCAACCUCAGAAGGCCAUCCACUUCACAUGCUUUACCUGCACACAGUUGUUACAGUGAUGAUAAGUUUAUUUCUAUCAGUCCCAGCUCGUAUCAGCUGUUGAAACGGUGUCUGUUGAGAAUUGUUUUGCAUUUUGUGAUGUUUAAAUAACAUCUGGAUUUUUUUUUAAAAAAGAAAGUUUGCCAUUUUUGACUGCUUUAUUGUAAAACAUGCUAAAUCUGUUUACAAAACCAACAUUGUGGAUGAAAAUAAAUAUAUCUAUUUUGCAAAAAAUGUCUUUAACCUAUUGUGUUCAAUGGUAUAUACAGUAGCAGUUGCAUUUCCAAUGUAUGAUUGAUGUCUUCUAAUAAAGUACUUCACAUUCAAUCAAUUCUUGAAGUUAUGUCCUCGAAUAUAAUUUAAAUUUUUUUUAAAAAUCACGUUUUUUUUUUUCCAAGCUACCUGGUGUGGAAUUGGGAAGCCAAAGAUUUGUAAGGUUAAAAAGAAAGCUUGUAUUCAUUGAAAGCAUUAGAAAACUAGUAUUAGUCACAAGAAUUAACUUUUGUACCUUGUCGAUUUUGUAUUUGUAUAGAUCACAUGCUUAAUAAUAGAAACGAUAUUACAGAGCUCCUAAAAUACUGUGUUUUGAAGGUGCCAUAUGUAUUGGGUUGAAUAUUGUGGUGCUAGUUUGAGUUUAAUUUAAACCAAAGAUUGAGUAAAUAAAUGUGCUUAUGACUGCUGCGUUUAAGGAAUGUACUGUGCCAAUAUACAUCAUUUAAAGGAUUAUCUGUUUUAAGGAUACAGAUUCUAUCUCUGAAUAAUUAAAACAUAUAUAAAUUCACAUGAGGUACUUUAUAAUUAUCAAUAAAAUGAAAGUGUUUUUUA
This is a messenger RNA of Callorhinchus milii (elephant shark), 2656 nucleotides long. RefSeq names its product WAS/WASL-interacting protein family member 1. The transcript has 10 exons. Gene Ontology annotation, molecular function: actin binding. Lineage: Eukaryota; Metazoa; Chordata; Chondrichthyes; Chimaeriformes; Callorhinchidae. Bases 386 to 1771 code for a protein of 461 amino acids. The record is from RefSeq and is a predicted model, not a curated record.